This is a messenger RNA of Zophobas morio, 8474 nucleotides long. RefSeq names its product huntingtin (gene htt). Lineage: Eukaryota; Metazoa; Arthropoda; Insecta; Coleoptera; Tenebrionidae. Bases 132 to 8411 code for a protein of 2759 amino acids. The record is from RefSeq and is a predicted model, not a curated record. The transcript is spliced from 28 exons. Gene Ontology annotation, cellular component: nucleus; cytoplasm.
GAUGUUGACAGUUCGUUUCCCCGUGGUUGUGAUAUGUGUAAAAAAUGUCGAAGUAAACAGUGUAUUUUAAAAUUAAAUUUUACGUUUAACCCCCAAAUCCCACUGUUUGAAUUUCAUUCCACAAACGAAAAAUGGCAACCCAAGAAAAGCUACUCAAGUCUUUGGAAAUCCUGAAAAAUUUAUCAGCUCCUAACCAAACAUUUGAUGCGUCAAAAAAAAAGGAUAAAAUCCAGCACUGUCACAUUGUCACUGAGGCAAUCUCAAACUCCACGAUCAAAAUCGCCCCCAAUUUCCACACUUACCUGAGUAUAACGAUAGAAGUGCUGUUGCAACUAUGUGACGAUCAAGAGUCAGACGUGCGUAUGACCGCAGGAGACUGCCUAAACAGGAUCAUCAGGGCUAUGAAUGACGGUAAUAUUGGAAAAGUACAAAUUGAGUUACACAAAGGAAUAAAACGAAACGGCCCCGCGCGAACAUUACGGGCCGCAUUAAAACGUUUUUCGCAGUUAGCGCAUUUAAUACGGCCCCAUAAAGGCAAACCAUACGUAGUAAACCUAUACCCAACUUUAAUUAAAGUGGCUGAACGCCCAGAAGAACAAAUCCAUGAAACUCUGGCUAAUAGUUUGUCCCCUAUAAUGACAGUUUUAGGGUGCUUUUCAACCGAAAUUGAAAUAAAAGGAUUGUUGAAAGGGUUUUUGAAAAAUAUUUCAAGUCCGUCGGCGGUUAUUAGAAGGUCUGCCACCAGUUGCGUUAUGCAUGUUUGUUUGAACUGUAAAAAACCAAGAGUGUUUAUAAUGUACGUCAUGAAUCAUCUUUUAGAUUUAUUGAUUCCUAUUAAUGAAAAUCAAAGUACGCAUUUAAUUCUGGGUGUUAUGACUUGUUUGAAAAAUAUAUUGACACAUUUGAGUGAUGAUAAAGCGGACGAGGGUAACAAGGGAGAUUCUCUGAUAACAGUAGAUAAACUAUUACAGGUUUAUGAACUCUGUUUGUAUUAUUUUUCAAGCAAAGACCACAACGUUAUUAACGCAGCCCUAGAAACCGCAAACACUCUAUUCUUAAAUUGUCCACUUGACUUAAAACAGGUUCUAGUAGGUGAUAGCGGACUCGACAAAAGUCGGAUUAAUUUACCCACGUCGUUUUCGACUUCGGCACUUCGCUCCCCCAGUCAGCUUAGCGUGGCCACUAGUGGCGCAACGGAAGACUUAUUCGUUGAGUCAGAAUUAACUGACACCCUGAGAUCGGAUAUAGAGAAGUGGAUCGACGAAUCAAAAUUGUCAGUAAUGAACGUCACGUGUGCCAAAAAUAACGACCUUGAAAAGUCGCUUUCGACCGACAGCAAAAGCUCCGAUAUCCCGUUGACACAGUACGAAAGUUUUGAGUUUAAAGUGUCCGAGUACGUUCCUUCGAAAACGCAUAGUAUCGGAGAUAAUUUAGAGCGACUGACGUUGAGCGACGAUUCGUCUGACAAGAGUUUUUCCUACAAUGAAGAAGAGAAACAGUCCGAACCCACGCAAUUUCAAAAUAUUUCAAUUGGCAGUUUUUUAGAUUCUGAUGUUUCACUAGUGUAUUGCGCCAGAUUGUUGUGUAAACUAUUUCUCUUGUCAGGCCAGACGGGGUCGUACAUUUCCGAUAAAUCCGUCAGAGUUUCUGUGAAAUCCCUAGCCCUGUCAAGCUUAUCAUCCAUCGUUAAAAUUUACCCCAAAGUGCUGAUGCUGUAUUUGGAUAAAAAUUGUACUAAGUCGCUUCCGAAGAACGUCUGUCAUCAACCAAUCGCAGACGUGGUGCUUUUUGAGGAUCAUGCAGACCCUCAACUACGGGGUAUUUUAAGGACUCUGUUGAUCAAUUUUAUUGGGGCUGUUUUAAGCGAAGAUGAGUCCACUUUCACGGAAUGGGUUAAGGAAAAUUGCUGUGAUGACAAUACAGCUCGAUUUCAGUUGGACUAUUUGGUGAAAAUAAUAAUCAAAGGUUUGGAGGAUGAGUCGUCCAACUGCUCCAAACAAACCAUAAUGAGUUUGAACUCUUGCCUAGAAAAAUUUAUAGAGUCGCCAAGUAAUACUCAUAUUUUGCCUAUUUUACACGUGUUGCCAGAUUUAGCCACAAAUCCAUACUGGCUAGUCAAAGUCGCUUUUUCCGAACUGGUGUCUAAACUUCCAUACGUUACCAUUUACGAUGUUAGUGGUUGUAGCGAUUUCCAGAAUAGAAUAGUCAACGAUGUGUUGUUCAAUUUGUUGCAAAAUGAAGACGCGAGGGUGCGAAGUGGGGCGGCAAAUGCGAUUGUGUCGAUAAUACCACACUUGUAUUACGAACAAUUCCAUUUGAAAGAAAAUUCGGUGACAACUAAGGCCAUCUACUAUAAAAAAUUGUAUCUGUCGAAUUUGUGCGACCACAGUGAGGGAAUUAAUCUCAACAAGAAACACCUUGUUGACAACAUGCCUUUUCCAUUUAGCGAGAUAGAGCAAAAGAGCUGUGAUAAAAUUGAAUUUGCUUUAUCAAAAAUUGUUACUAAAUUGUAUCAUUGUUUACUAACUGCAACAUCGAAUUAUUUGAUUUACGGCUGUAUUGAAACACUGUCACUAUUGUCUACCGCAUACCCCACUACUGUCUACGCACGAUCGUGGAACUGUUGCAAACUGCCAACUUCCACAGAAAAAGACAAAGAAAACUCAGAAGUCACUCUAGACUUGUUUAAUAUCUGUGUGCACCUUUUGAGUCAUUCCGUUCUAAGUUACGAUUUAACGUGCCACCUUAAUUUGAUGAAUCUGUCUUCCAAUUUGUAUGCUGGGUACUCCCUUUGUUUAUUGAAACCUAUAUCUGAAGCUGAAAUGUCAAACAAACCCUGGGACAUGUUCUCCAACCCGAAAUUCUCCAAACUCACCGAACACUACUUAAGUCACAUGAUAAAACUACUCAACAUUUUGCACUACGUGCUCGAAGACGUCAUUCCAAGCCAGCUGCAAUCCAAACCCGUCUUGUCUAACCUAUCGGCGUCGUCUCCAAUCAAACGACGCAAAAGCGACUUAGAUAAAAAGGUACUAAGUCCUAGUAAAACCCCGGAAAAAGAAGACAAAGAAAAGAAAGAUAGUUUGAAGCCGAAUACGAUCGGGAGUUUCGUGCAUCUGCCGCACUAUAUUAAAAUUUACGACAUAAUGCGGCAAGCCUACACCAACUACAAAGUUACACUAGAGUCGGAAUCGUGUGAGAAGUUUCUGGGUUUAUUACGCCAAAUACUUCACUCGUUUUCGGUUUUAAUGGAAGUGGGGACGUUAGUCGAGUUUCAGGGGAUAGCAGAGGAAAUUUUGAGUUAUUUUCGGUUCACGUUUGCUUUGGAAGCGUCAGCGACGGUCGAGUGCGUGCAGCAACUACUUAAGUGUUUGUUUGGUAAUAAUUUAACCAGUAAUAUUGGCGAGGUGAAACUAAAUUGCGGGCACGAGAGCCCCGUGGAGGGACACUUUCACGGUUUUUAUUAUAACGUGUUUCAAAAAUCGUACGACGAUGUAGCUAGUUGUUUCAACUCGUUUAAAAAUAUACAUAAAGUUGAGUGCGACGGCGACUACACUGUGAUGGGGUAUUUACACAGGAAGGACGUCAAGCCUUUAAUAUCGCGCAGCUCUGAUAAAAUUUUAGCCAAUUAUAUCCGGAUUUUCGAACCCAUGGUGAUUAAGUCGUUGAAACACUACACUGUUACGAGUGACGUACGACUUCAGUGUAAAGUCCUGCAACUACUCAACCAACUAAUCCAACUCAGAGUGAACUAUUGUCUUCUCGAUUCUGAGCAGAUUUUCAUCGGUUUCGUGCUAAAGCAGUUCGACUAUAUCGAAAAAGGACAAAUUUCGUCGGCGAACGAAUUAAUUAAAAAAAUCUUUCAGUUUUUAGUACAACUUUCUCAUAGCAAACAACACUCUAAAAGUAUUAUUACAAUACCGAAAAUAAUUCACUUGUGUGACGGGUUAAUGGCGAGCGAACAGUCGCCUUUGACUCACUGCAUCCCGGCACUGGAACCCAUCGUCGAAAAUAUUUUUCUAACGCGAAACAAAUCGAACACCGUGGACGCCAAAGAACUAGAAACCACGAGAGACGUGGUGCUUUCGAUGUUACUCCGACUGUACGAACACCACGAAGUCAUAGACUUAAUAGUGUUGAUUUUGGACGACAGUAAGUAUUGUAACAACUCGGAGAAGUGGUUAAGGUGGUCAACACAAGUCGUCGACGUCGUUCUACCAAUGUUGCGCCAAAACAAAAUCAGACUGGACGACAUCCAAUCCCUGAUUUCGCUAAGAAAGUUGCUGUUUGUUUUGGAACCGUCGGUUUUCGAUCCCGUGGAUGCCGUCAUACUGAUGGUUUUUCAGGAGUCGUUGAAUUAUGAAAACUGGCGCCCGAGUUUCACUCGCCGACUAGCCAAAGUUUUAAUCGCCGUUUUAGUCAUAUCGCCACUAAAAGAAGAAAUACUCAUAUCAAAAAUUAACGAACUGAAAGCCGACUUUGCGCCAGGGUGCGUCUUCGAGAAAUACGUACCAAAAGCGGACCCGUUAAAUGUGUUAAAUAGCGUCGAUAUUUUUCACGAUAUUCCGGCAGAGAUGAUUUUCGUGCGUUACUUGUUUAAAAUUCUUGGAUUGGCGUCCAGGAGAUGUUCUGAAAAACCCGGAGACGAUUUUUUAGUAGAAGAAGUGUCAAUUUUACUCAUGUAUUGUGUCCAUAUUUUCCAAUCAGGUAGUCAUUGUAAAAUUGCCGUGUAUGCCAUUUCCAACACCAAAGCGUUCCACCUAGACGAAAUCAGUAACAAUUUUUUGAAAGUGGCAACCGAGUAUCCCGUUUUGAUUUUCCUGUGGUGCUACGUUUUGACUUUGUUGAAUUACAACGACCACGGGUUUUGGUCGGAAGUGACUACUUUGGAGUCAGCGGCGAUGAAUCGGAAGAUUUUGUCCACAGGGAGUGUGAUUUUGUUCUGCGACUAUUUGAAUCAGGAUACGUUUAAAAUCGAACAGUUGUCGUGGUUUUUGCACAGCCACGUUGUUCGAAUCGUGGAACUGCGUGAUGAAGACCCAAUUUCGGAGUUUAUUUCGUCAAUACAUCGCAACAGUAGCGCUAGUAAAAUCUUCAUAGAUAGUUUGAUGGGUCAGGAUAUCGCAUUGUGUGAUCCUGUGUUCAUCCUGAAAAUUUUAAAAUCGGUGGAAAACACCCAUCCCAGUCACACGGGUCAUUUGUUGAAACUUUUACUACCAAAGUUGUUGUUGUCGCGUGAACGUGCGGUGUCUAGAUCUGUAGCUAACUUAGCAAGUCGGAAAAUCGAGCUACUUCUAACUAUGUCGAUGACCGAAGUAAACGAGCAGUUAGUCAAGGAAGACUUACUCGGAAUGAUUAAAAAAAUGGUUACUUUGAAGCUUAUUAAAAAACACGAAGCUUUGUCCAGUCUUUUAAAUAAGCUGUGUACGCAGUACUACGAUAUCAGUCCGUUGGAGUUCGACCAAAAACGCUGCGUCAAUCCUGGCUACAUAAAGAAACUCCAAAUUAACAAAACUUGGUUUUUGUCACAGCUUAGAAAAAAGUGUACCAAUAAAGAAACAGUGCAGCUUUUAAGUCGCUUAAGUUAUGAAGAACUAAUCAGUUUUUUGAAAAGUGGGGAUUUCUGUAAAGUUCUUUUUAAAGAGUGUCUCCGAUUGGGGUUGAACUCAGUCGGGACAAGCGAGUCACCCUUAAUUCGAGCGUCCGUCGAAUGUUUACUCGAUGAAGUUAAGAAGAUUUGUGACCGAAUUCCGCAGCCACAUCAGGUCUACAAUGUCCAAGGACGAGACGCGUCCACUUCGGAAGUCGAAUUUUCGUCAAAGUUGUCAGCGCUCUUCCACGACUCCACCUUCACCGACUUACUUUACGAAAUCAUCCCCUCGAUAAGUUUCUUUGUCGAAUCCCUACCUCACCUACCUCAACUUUCUGACAACAAUUCCGAAACUGUCGUUAAGUUUGGUGUAAUUUGUUUAGAAUCAAUAAACUACUUGAUCAGUAACGAUACAAAUUUUAAUAUAAAUUAUAUCGAUUUGGCUAUACAUUGUGCGGAGGUCGUACUUAAAGAAAAAACUUUAUGUAGUAUACUGAGCCUGAAUACUCACAUAUCAUGGUUGUGUUCCGCCGUUAAUAGUCUAUACAAGUUAGUAGAGUAUCUGUUACCUAGUAAAAAGUGUCUGCCCGUGAUUCCCAAGUACGGGCUACAAACGUCGCUAGAAAAUAUCGAAACGGUCUCGGUAGGUGAAACUUGUUACCAACUUUAUAUUUUAGUAACGUGGUUGUAUAAAAGUCAAGGUUCACGCUUAACUAUUCCAAAGUUUAUUUUUAAACCGAUCAAAAACACGAUUAUAUCGUUAUCCAGACUGCCUCUAGUCAACUCCUACAUUGUCAUACCGGCGCAAGUUUGGAAAAGCGGCUGGUCGCCGGAAUUGGUGGGUCCUUUCCAUACCCAAGUCCCUCCACUACCAAUUGAUUUCCUCCAAGAAGUCGACAUUCUAGAAGAAUUCAUCUAUCGAAUCACGUUACUGGGGUGGACAUCCAGACAACAAUUCGAAGAAACCUGGAUGUGCUUACUCAGCGUUUUGUGUAACAAUUUCGACGAUAAAGACGCCCUAAUGUUACAAUACGUGAUUCACGCAUCCAGUUUAGCGGUUAAAGCCAUAACUGCACUCUUAGUACAGACGUUGUACUUUCCAGUACCCGGUCAAACCAACGUGUCGCAGCUGAUUCAUGUGUCCAGAUCCGAGCCGGCCACGCCAGCUUCCAUUGGAGUUGAGAAACUGAAGAGGAUACAACACGCGAUUGAGACGAAACAUUUAGAAGAAAACUACCUACCGAAGGUUUUGAAUAUUUUCAAACACCCGAAUUUGGAGAAGCGGUUUCAGCACUAUUCGUAUAGUCAGAUGUCGGUUAAAUAUUUACUGGUGGCGACUAAAACGGUCGAAAUUGAAGAUAAUUGUCAGACGGCGAAGAUUUGGGAGCAUAAAGAAAGCUUGCUGGAGAGUAGUGGUUUGGAUAUUAAUUCGUGUUUGCAGUUUUUGCUGGAUUAUUACACGCAGUUGCUGAAAAAUCAGCUCACAACACCGGUGAGAUUCCUUCACGAAAUAGUCAGAUCGACUGUGAUCAUCUCCGAUCUGUUCACCGACAAGUCCCAGUUCAAUUGGAUGUUGGAGGUGUUUUUAGAACUGUCAAAAGUGCACACUGUUGAGGACGAAUUGUUGCACCAGUAUUUGAUCAUUGGAAUUUGUAAGGCUGUGGCUGUGUUAACACCGGAUUUGGAAAUUUACGAAAACAUCAAAAAAACUUUGGUGCAAUACUUAAAAAGUUCGUUUCUCCCGUCGAGAAUGGCGUGUUUGCACGGAUUACUCUACAUUUUGGAAGGGUGUAAGUUGAGCAAUAUUAGUAUCGGUGGAAUUUCGGAAGAAAUGCAGAUAAUUUUGCCAUGCGCGGUGGAAUAUGUGCAGUGUAACUUGAACACAAACAACGAGAUAUUAAAACGGUCACAAGAACACACUGUGUUAGUAUGGACUUUGGCGUUUUUUCUCAUCGAAAACGUCGACGAAAUCCACCUGGAAUCCACCUUCGUUAACAACACAAUGCACACAGCUUUCAUGGUUUUGCUCCAACAAAAACCCACCAAUACGUUACAAACCGUGUUAAUGAAGGCGCUUGAAAGAUUGGUCAUUUUUAAGAAAAAUAUCACCCAAAACACUGGCAAACAAAUAAUGACUUUGGCAAUGGAGAAGACUAAAAGCGAAAAUCCGUAUGUUUCGAUGCUCGGGAUUCAGUUGCUUCUCACUUAUAUGUAUACAGAUUGUUCAGAACACCUCAAAGCCGUCGGUUCGCAAACCAACCCAGACCAUUUAGUACAAACCAUUGAAAAAAUAUCAGCCAUUUUCGAGCACAUUAAGCGCGGUUAUGUUUUCGAGGUUGAAAUUUUGUGUCACGUGUUACCUGAUAUUUUGAACGACUUUUUCUCACCGGCUGAUAUUCUGACUAAAGUGAUAGGGGAGUUUUUGUCGCCGCAGCAACCACACCCCAAAUUGCUAAGUAAAGUCGUUUUUAGGGUUUUCGAAAGAGCGAUUGAAGAGAAACAGCUGCCUUUGCUCCAAGAUUGGGUGGUUUUUAGUCUUUCCAAUUUCACGCAGUCGUUGUCUGUGGGGAUGGCCACGUGGUGUCUGACGUGUUUCUUCAUUAGUGCGAGCUCCAAUGAGUGGUUGCGGCUAUUUUUUCCGUAUGUACAGAUACGUGUGGGGCGGUAUGAGUAUGAAGACAGGAAAAUGCUGUGUAUAGCGGGGUCCGAUUUCUAUAAGAAUCUAACGAACGAGAAGCAAAAGGAGACGUUCAUUGAGAAUUUUAAUAAAAUCAAAGAUCAACCCGACACGCUCUUUAGUGAUUUGUUAUCUUCUUUGUAAAUGUUGUAAAUAACAGUUUAUAUUAAAAUUGCUAAUCUUAAGAAAAAUAAAGACUCUAACAUG